ACUCGACUUUGAGAAUCGCGCUUGUCAUCUUAGCUGGCGUGAACUUGAACUUCGCUUUCUUAAUCAUUUUCUUCCGAAAUAUCCAAAAUUUUCCAUCCUGAUUGUUAAGUAAAUAGCCGGAGAGUUCAUUGAGAUUGAGUGUGACUGUGGGAAGUGCAAGAAAUCCUGUAAAAUCUGUCAGCAAUGGCUACAAAUAUCAGCUUUAAUGCUUCUCUGACAAAGACGGAUCCGCAUGAACAUCCGGUUCUUAUCAUUGGGCAGCUGCCGCAUCUCUCCUUGCUGUCUUUUGAGGAUGUUCAGGUGAAGUUGGAGCCACGCGUGACGAAGGAGAGCUUCGCCAACGCCCUUGCGUGCCUCCACCCGAAUCCAACUGAUACGUGUCCCCUCUAUCUGGAUCUGGCCACUUUGGUGGCUCUUCCCACCAAGUGCUCUCGCCACAAUACCACCUCACGCGCCCACUCAAUCACCAAACUCGUGAGUAGCAAUGUGACCGGCGUGAAUGAGAGUAUCGUGAUUGUGUGCGAGAAGAAAGACCUCUUUGCGAGCGCUUGUGCCGUGGUUAGGGCUUUUCCGCUGUUCUCGCGAAAGAAUCGCCGGGGUGCCACGCCCCCACCCACGGUUAAUGUGGAGUUCAUUGUGCUGGAUCACAAUGAUAAGAUUCUCCUUGAGCCCAUUUCGCAAUCGGAAAUCUCUUGCAUUGAGAACGUUGCAAGAGGUAUUCGCUUGGCGGCUAAGAUUGUGGAUACGCCAUGCAAUGAGAUGAAUGUAUCUCACUUCCUGGACGAGGUGCAAGUCAUAGCGGGAGAAUUGGGCCUUACGCCGAUUAUAAUUCGGGGUGAAGAUCUCGAAGCGCAUGGAUUUGGAGGGAUUUACGGUGUGGGAAAGGCAGCUGCUGUGCCUCCUGCUCUCUGCAUUCUCACCCACGAACCUGCUGGGGCAUCAAAGACCAUCGCCUGGGUGGGUAAGGGUAUUGUCUACGAUACUGGUGGCCUCAGUAUCAAGGGAAAGACGGCAAUGCCGGGAAUGAAGCGAGAUUGUGGUGGUGCUGCUGCUAUUUUGGGAGCUUUCUAUGCUGCUGUCAAGGGAGGCUUUACGGAAAACCUUCAUGCAAUCUUCUGCCUAGCAGAGAAUUCCGUUGGACCUAAUGCUACGCGCCCAGAUGACAUUCACAAACUCUACUCUGGGCUCACCGUUGAGAUCAACAAUACCGACGCUGAGGGGCGUCUUGUUCUCUCCGACGGGGUUGCCUAUGCCAAGAAAGACUUGAAGGCUGAUAUAAUUUUAGAUAUGGCCACUUUAACGGGAGCUCAAGGAAUUGCAACAGGAAAGUAUCAUGGUGCCAUUUUAACAAACAGCGAUUUUUGGGAGCAAAAGGCUCUGGAUGCUGGCAAGAUUUCCGGGGAUCUUCUCUCUCCUGUUCCGUACUGCCCCGAAUUGCAUUUUUGUGAGUUUUCAUCGAGUGUGGCAGAUAUGAAGAACUCCGUGGCUGAUAGGAAUAAUGCCCAAGUUUCCUGCGCUGGACUCUUUGUUGCAGCACACCUGGGCUUUGACUAUACUGGCACUUGGAUGCACGUUGAUAUGGCAUCGCCAGUUCACAGCGGUGAACGUGCUACAGGAUAUGGUGUAGCCCUCCUGUGUUCCCUUUUUGGGAACUACACUACAUGCUCCCUGUUGCAGAAGUUCGCUCCGAAUGUGACUGAACCGCCACUAAAGAAAGUUUGCCUUUAAUCUUCUACUACAACUGCAUAAUAAUUUCCAUUAAGACUGAAAACUGCAAUUUAACUAAAUUUUGUGUGGUUUUUGUCGAAGUUUUAAAUUUUAUAAAACCAUUUCGAGUGAAUAAAUAAAUUUUACUUUCAAGACAAAAA
This is a messenger RNA of Lutzomyia longipalpis, 1868 nucleotides long. It is a transcript of the gene grsm, whose product is annotated as probable aminopeptidase NPEPL1. NCBI's taxonomy places the organism in Eukaryota, Metazoa, Arthropoda, Insecta, Diptera, Psychodidae. Gene Ontology annotation, cellular component: cytoplasm. The record is from RefSeq and is a predicted model, not a curated record. Gene Ontology annotation, molecular function: manganese ion binding; metalloaminopeptidase activity. The coding region runs from base 184 to 1728 and encodes 514 amino acids. Gene Ontology annotation, biological process: proteolysis. The transcript is spliced from 4 exons.